Molecule: messenger RNA, 2150 nt
Organism: Topomyia yanbarensis
Lineage: Eukaryota; Metazoa; Arthropoda; Insecta; Diptera; Culicidae
Product: transmembrane protease serine 9-like
Exons: 4
Coding region: 368-2062 (564 amino acids)
Biological process (GO): proteolysis
Molecular function (GO): serine-type endopeptidase activity
Source: RefSeq, a predicted model, not a curated record
AUGUUACAAAUAGAGUUCGCUUUGGGGCUUUUAUGGUGGUGAAACAGUUGAGAAUAUGUUCACCGUAGCCAAACGUGUUUCAGAAUCUAAUUUAUUCACAAUUUCAGUAGCGGGUAUUUACACACAUUCCGAAUCGAGCCUAAACGUCUGUUAUCUGUGGUAAAACUAGCGGGGUGAUCGUCGAGAACUACUUGCGUGAUCAUCGUUUAUAUUCUCAGCAGCGAUAAUGCAAAGUCUGGCUAUAUGGAUCGAGGUACGAUUCAGUGCAAAUGCAAUUUCAAUGCGAUCGGUUGGAAAGUCUGUGCCGGUUUGAAAAUUGAACAGAUUUUGCUCUGAAUUAUAGGUAGUGUUUCAAAACAUUUCAAGUAUGAGAAACUUAGAACUAUUCGCGUUUUUGGUUUUCGCGGGUCUUGUUCGAUUGGCAACCUCGUCUCAACACAAUCAACAACAAUGCGGAAUACCGCAGAUCGGUGGUAACGAAUUGAUCGUACAUGGCCAGGACACCUCUCCUGGUGAUUGGCCUUGGCAUGUUGCCCUGUAUCAUCGCAAAGGUCCUUCAAGUAUCUACGUGUGUGGUGGGACCAUUAUCAACGAUCAGUUCAUCCUAACGGCAGCGCAUUGUGUUAUGAACAGCGCCAAUGGAUUCCAACUGGCACCGAACCGAUUAUUUGUGCGGAUGGGGAUUCACGACUUGGGAGCGUUCGAUCCGAAGUCGAUGCAACAACACGAUGUGUGGAAAAUCCACAAAUUCGAUAACUUUACCCGAUUGAUUGAUGACAUUGCGUUACUCGAGUUGAGUACGAUUAUCCGAUUCAAUCCUUACGUUCAACCAGCUUGUGUUAACCUGAAACCAGAUAUAACAGGCGAGUUCGGAACAGUUGUUGGUUGGGGACUAACAGAGACUGACGAAACAUCGGUAACGUUGAAACGAGCAGAUAUGCCAGUUAUUGAACCCGUAACGUGUUUGAAAAGUGAUCGUGUACUGUUCGGACAAACCUUGAACGAAGGAUUAAUCUGUGCGGGUUACAACAACGGAACAAGCGUGUGCAAUGGUGACAGUGGUGGAGGAUUGUUUUUCAAAAGGGGUGACGCCUGGUUCGUUGGAGGAAUUGUGUCCUUCUCACAGGUUCGAUCUGGUGGCACGAAUUACUGCUAUACAAAGGGUUAUGGAGCCUUUACCCGAGUUCAAAAAUACCUCUCCUGGAUGAGAGAAAUCACAAAGAUGCUUCUUGAACCUGACAGCGAUGUGCGGAUUUGCAAAUCAGUGGCUCCCGAUCCAACAAAGACGUAUCCAAACUAUUUCCCUCGACAUUGUGGAACUUUGCCCAACCGCAUCGAUAGCGGACAAAGUACGCGUAUAUUUGAGUUCCCUUGGAUGGCUAUAUUACAAAGUGAACAUAGGAGUUUUACCUGUGCAGGAACGUUAAUCAACAAGCGUUACGUCCUCACUGUUGCCUAUUGUCUAGAUGAGCUGCCGAACAAAGUGCUUCUCGGAGAGCAUUCAAUUGACCAGGAUACGGAUUGCAUUGGAAACGAUGACUGUGCUCCGCCUGUGCGACAGUAUAGAAUUGAGUGCGUUAUGAAGUAUCCAGGCUAUCAGUCCAGGGUUGCCGACAAUAUUGCGUUAAUUCGUUUAAGUGAGGAUGUUAUUUUCGAUGAUCAUAUUCAACCAAUCUGUAUGCCGCGCACAGCGGAUCUUAGACGCCACAUACCGUCUCGGUACAUCUUCACUGGAUGGGGUGGAACGAGAAUGAACGUUAUUACAGCCAAACUUCAGAAGUUGACCCUUUUCCCAGCAAAUCGAUCGCUGUGUCAGGAAUAUGUUAGUUAUGGUGAUAGGGAUUUAGGUGAUGGAAUAAUAUGCGCGGGAGGAAGAGAACCGAAUGUAGUUGUCACUUGUAAUGGAGAUCAUGGAGGACCGCUGGGAUCCGCUGCCGAGCUUCACGGGACACGUUUUGUACAGUUUGGUAUCUCUUCGAUUGCAUCGUGUGGUUUUCAUGUUUCUUUGUAUACAAAUAUUUCUCAUUACAUGGAUUGGAUUUCUGCCAAUUUGAAGCCAUGAGAUCAGUAAAACAUUGCACUCAGGACGCGUAUUUAGCAGGAUUUCUAACUUUAAAACUAAAGAAAUGACCGAGUUGAGAUGGCGUUGA